GCUGGGACCCUCGAGACUCCGCAGCAAGGGCCACCCCCGACGGAGCCACAGGCACAGCUGAGUCAGCGACCCGCCGACGGCCUGCUGAGCGCCGGACAGGUGGGGACCGGGGCUGGGCUUCGGGGCGAGCGUCAGGCGCCGGGCGGAGCGAGGGGUGCGGGUCGGCCCCACGGAGCCCACCCCUCCCCGCAGCGCCGCCUUCGUCGAUGCUGGGUGCUGAGUGCCCGAAGCCCUGCAAGGGGAAAUGGCCAACGCCGCCCUUCGACCCGCGCUUCCCCAACCAGAACCAGACCCGCAACUGCUACCAGAACUUCCUGGACUACCAUCGCUGCAUCAAGACCAUGAGCCGCCGAGGGAAGAGCACACAGCCCUGCGAGUACUACUUCCGCGUGUACCACUCGCUGUGCCCCAUCAGCUGGGUGCAGCGCUGGAAAGAGCAGAUCAAGGACGGGACUUUCGCUGGGAAAAUCUAACGGUCUGAGCGCGGCUUCUCCUCCGAAGAAUUGGCCCCAGUGACAUUCCCCGCCCCAUCUUCCCGUCUCCCGGAAAAUGGGCCCCACCGCCCCAAACCUCACCCCCCUCCGCCCCUUCUUUAAGCCUCAAAUAAAGCGGUGUUACUGCUGGUA
Cervus elaphus (red deer) is the source of this 626-nucleotide messenger RNA. Its product is annotated as cytochrome c oxidase subunit 6B2. Gene Ontology annotation, cellular component: respiratory chain complex IV; mitochondrion; mitochondrial crista. The coding region runs from base 207 to 473 and encodes 88 amino acids. The transcript is spliced from 3 exons. The record is from RefSeq and is a predicted model, not a curated record. Lineage: Eukaryota; Metazoa; Chordata; Mammalia; Artiodactyla; Cervidae.